Messenger RNA from Pristis pectinata (smalltooth sawfish), 2295 nucleotides. RefSeq names its product tissue factor pathway inhibitor 2 (gene tfpi2). Gene Ontology annotation, molecular function: serine-type endopeptidase inhibitor activity. The transcript has 7 exons. Gene Ontology annotation, cellular component: extracellular region. Bases 215 to 1234 code for a protein of 339 amino acids. Lineage: Eukaryota; Metazoa; Chordata; Chondrichthyes; Rhinopristiformes; Pristidae. Gene Ontology annotation, biological process: negative regulation of peptidase activity. The record is from RefSeq and is a predicted model, not a curated record.
CUCUUGUGUUUCCAAAGAAAUUAACGUCAUCGUUUUCCAGCUGGAUCCCCAGCUGACCACCUCUUAUCAGGACUGAGGGAAGCAGUCGGAAACCGCGCUGUAUAAAUGUGCCAGCUUGGAGCCAGUCAGUGAGAACGCUGAGUGUCGCUGACCCAGAGCAACCCGCAACCUCGGUCACAGCGUGAACAACACAACUCACUCGGACUGACCAACCAUGCAGUGGGGCAUCUUCAUCUUGAUCUGCGGCACCCUGUUGCUCUCUCUACCGUGUGCCACGGCGGCCAGAGAUGAGAGAAAUGUCUGCUCACAACCAAAAGAUGAUGGGCCCUGUAAAGCCAUAAACCCUCGCUACUACUACAAUGAUAAAACUCAGAAGUGUGAAGAGUUUAUUUACGGCGGCUGCAUGGGGAAUGAAAAUAACUUUUUAACAAAGGAUGACUGCAUAGCACAUUGUGGAAGAACCAAAAACAAGAGAGAUGUCUGCUCAGAGCCAGCGGAUACUGGGCCCUGCAAAGCGUUUUUCCCUCGCUAUUACUACAAUGUUAAAACACAAAAGUGUGAGAAGUUUAUUUACGGUGGCUGCUUUGGGAAUGAAAAUAAUUUUUUAUCAGAGAGUGACUGCAUAGCACAUUGUGGAAGAACCAACAACAAUGGUGAUGUCUGCUCACAGCCAGUGGAAACAGGGCCCUGUAAAGCCUUAUUCCCUCGCUUUUACUACAAUGUUAAAACUGAGAAGUGUGAAGAGUUUAUAUAUGGUGGCUGCAUGGGCAAUGAAAAUAACUUUUUAUCGAAGUCUGAAUGCAUAUCACAUUGUGGAAGAACUGUUAAGAUUGUCAACAAAUGCCAGUUGCCACCAGAGAGUGGAAUAUGCCGUGCUUUCCUUAGAAGAUAUUUCUACAACAUAACAACAAGAAGGUGUGAGCAGUUUGUGUUUGGGGGAUGCCAUGGCAAUGCUAAUAACUUCAAAGACAUAUCUUCUUGCCAGAUGGAGUGCAAUCCAAUCUCAUUGCUUCCCUCAUUCUGUACUAAACUUAAAGACAGUGGAACCUGCACAGCUGAUAUCCCACGGUUUUACUUCAACCAAGAUACCUACAGUUGUGAGAGAUUCAGCUACACAGGUUGUGGCGGAAACGACAAUAACUUUGUUACUCUUAAAGUCUGCCAAAAGAUUUGUCAACCACGAGUCAGAAAACAAUCGAAGAAGAAAUUUUUUGCUGCACUCAAAUAUAACUAAACCACAUUGAAGAAGAAAACAGUAUUUAAAAAACCUGAAGAUGAUGAUUUAGAUAUCUAUUAUCAUUAUUCUAGUUCAAGGGUUUUCUAUGUGUUUUUUAUAAUUGAAAAAAAAGAGUUGAGACAACUUGCCUCCAAAGUUUCUGAACAAGAAACAAGGAUUACAAUCAACAUCAAAAUCUCCCAGAGCAUCCCAAAAGUAGAGAUUCUUCCAGAUUAUUCUGUUGAUACAUUUAUACAGAUGUCAUUAACUUUGCUUAUGAAUCUUUCCAACAAAGGGCAGGAAAUUAAAGAAAGCUUACGAAUUAUUUACCUGUGGAAAUAUUUGAUGGCCCAAAUUGUCAUUGUGGGGAAAAUUACCAAAUACAUUCAAAUUUACACCAAUUUAAAAUGGAAAAAUUCAAAAGUAGAUCAUUUGCUCAAUUUUCACGCAAAAUGUGCACACCUUUGCCUCAGAUAAUCUCUUAUUGACAUGAACACUCCCUCAGAACCCUUUUUGUCAUCCUCACUCUUCAUUUCAGUGAUUUACUUGAGUUUAAACAAUGUAAACCUUCUGCUUUCUCUAUUCCCCUCACAAUUGUGCCUUACAUUAAAACACUGGCAAGUUAAUUCCUACAUGCAAUGUAAUUGUAGUUAAAUGAUGCUUACCUUCUUUGACCUAUUUCUGAUGGUGACGGGGCACAGGCAAGGCAGAGAAGCAACAUACGUAUAUAUAGGGGUAUAAAAAGGGAGAAUGUAAGCUCUGUUUUCAAAAGAAAAGCUUGGCAAAUCAUUGAUAUUUUGUCAGGUAAUGUAACAUUGUGGCUUUGAAUAAUUAGAUUCAGUUGAAACCUUUUAUAUAAUACUGUUAUGCUUUUCUGAAUGCAAACUAAAUACAUUAACUGAAUAAAUAUUGUGCAUAAUUAUACCUUAAAUAUGGGAAAUAUGAGUGUUGCGUAAAUUCUAAAGGCUUUUCCUUGGUCAGAUAGAUUCUGUAUUUUGUUUUCUCCUGUGAACUCAAAAUACGUUUGCUUUAAAAAUAUUGUACUAAACCCAUAAUAAAAUGAAAACAUGAAAUGCAAA